Molecule: messenger RNA, 3030 nt
Organism: Dothidotthia symphoricarpi CBS 119687
Lineage: Eukaryota; Fungi; Ascomycota; Dothideomycetes; Pleosporales; Dothidotthiaceae
Product: phosphoribosylformylglycinamidine cyclo-ligase
Exons: 1
Coding region: 500-2662 (720 amino acids)
Biological process (GO): adenine biosynthetic process; 'de novo' IMP biosynthetic process; L-threonine metabolic process
Cellular component (GO): cytosol
Molecular function (GO): homoserine kinase activity; ATP binding; phosphoribosylamine-glycine ligase activity
Source: RefSeq, a predicted model, not a curated record
GGGAUCAGAGUGAGGUAAAGUGCGGAUUGGUUAUUCGCAUAUCUGCCGCUGCAAGGGCGUUCCGCCGCUUAAAAAUAAAGAAACUGCAAAUUUAGUAUGCAGACGCUAGGAAUUACAUUCCUGUCACCCCCUGUCAAACUCAACUUUUCCUGACGUAGAACUGCUCUACUUGUUAAGUUGUACCAAGAUUAGCGAUUAUAAUAAAUUACAUCUUAAAACAUUGAGAGAAGGCGUGAUAAUGCAAGGUAGUUGUAGGUCCUGACUAACUCCCUGGCCUCGCAACAUCGUUCACCAUCAUUGUCGAAGUCGUGCCCGAGCACCCUAAUGACUGCCAAGCCGGUCUGAAGAUUUUUUGGAGCUACUCACGCCACCCCGCGAUAUCGGACGUCGGACAUCGGACGUGGAGAGGCUGGUGCCCCUCAGUUUCUGCCCUUGAAACAAUUUUCGCGCCGCACACCAAAAAGUCCACGAACGCGCGGUCGCGUCCACACCCAACACCAUGACGACAACGACAGAGACGACGGUCAUCCGGGUGCCCUGCUCGUCGGCGAACAUCGGGCCUGGCUUCGACGUCAUCGGACUCGCGCUCAACCUCUACCUCGAACUGCAGGUCAGUGUCACGGGCCAAGAGUCGUCGGAGCACUCGCUCAACUGCAAAAUCACAUACGAGGGCGUGGGCGCAGAGGACGUGCCGCUGGUCGCCCAGGACAACCUCAUCACGCGCACGGCCGUGUACGUGCUCCGCUGCCAUGGCGUCCGCGCCUUCCCCGCCGGGACACAGGUCCACGUCAAGAACCCCAUUCCGCUCGGGCGCGGGCUGGGCUCGUCGGCGGCGGCCAUUGUCGCGGGCGUGCACCUGGCCAACGAGGUGGGCGCGCUGGGGCUGUCCAAGGCGCGCAUGCUCGACUACUGCCUGAUGGAGGAGCGCCACCCCGACAACGUCGCCGCGGCCCUGUAUGGCGGCUUCGUCGGCACUUACCUCAACGAGCUCUCGCCAGAAGACACGGAGCGCCUCGAGAUCCCCCUCAGCGAGGUGCUGCCGCAGCCCGCGGGCGGCGUCGACACUGGCCUGCGCCCGCCCGAGCCGCCCCUCAACAUCGGCCACUACACCACCUUCAACUGGUCGCCGGCCAUCAAGUGCAUCUGCGUCAUUCCCCAGUUCGAGGUGUCGACGGCCAAGGCCCGCGCCGUCCUGCCCGACUCGUACUCGCGCAAGGAUGCCAUCUUCAACAUGCAGCGCCUGGCUGUCCUCACCACCGCCCUGGGCCAGUCACCGCCCGACCCCGGCAUGAUCUACACGGCCAUGCAGGACAAGCUGCACCAGCCCUACCGCCGCGGCUUGAUCCCCGGCCUCACCGAGAUCCUGCAGUCUGUCACACCCCAGUCACAUCCGGGUCUGCUCGGCAUCUGCUUGUCAGGCGCGGGACCGACGAUAUUGGCCCUGGCCACGGACAACUUCGACUCCAUCGCAGACCACCUGCUGGCCCAGUUCAAAGCAGAGGGCAUCACGUGCGACUGGAAGCUCCUCGAGCUUGCCCAGGAUGGCACCACGGUCACGCGUCCCUCAACGACCACCACCACCACAUCCGAGGCUGGCGAUGCCUUGACAUAUGCUGCGUCGGGAGUCAGCAUCGACGCCGGCAAUCAGCUCGUGAAGCGCAUCAAGGCCUCGACUGCCAGCACCAGACGACCUGGCGCAGAUGGCGAGAUUGGCGGAUUCGGCGGGUUGCUCGAUCUCCAGGCUGCCGGUUACACAGAAGCACCCAUUCUCGUUGGCGCAAUCGACGGUAUCGGCACAAAGGUCAAGAUUGCGUUCGAGAUGGGCAAGCACGACACGGUGGGCAUCGACCUCGUCGCCAUGAACGUCAAUGAUCUGGUCGUCCAGGGCGCUGAGCCUCUCAUGUUCCUCGAUUACUACGCCUGCAGUAAGCUCGACGUUGAGAGUGCGGCCAAGUUCGUCGAGGGUGUGGCAACCGGCUGUCGCCAAUCGGGCGCCGCUCUGGUGGGCGGCGAGACGGCUGAAAUGCCGGGCAUCUACAAGGCCGGCGAGUACGACGCAGGUGGUGCAGCCAUUGGCGCCAUCAAGAGGGGCGCAACGAUCCUGCCAGACUUUGCGUCGAUGAAGGAGGGCGACGUUCUGCUCGGUCUUGCGUCGAGUGGCGUGCAUUCCAACGGCUUCUCUCUCGUCCGCAAGAUCGUGGAGCGUAAAGGUCUUUCGUUUCACGAUACCGCACCGUGGAGCACAGGCGACAAGAUUGGCACAGCGCUGCUCACCCCAACACGGAUAUACGUCAAGCCGCUGCUGGCUGCCGUACGUCGCGGCGUCAUCAAAGGCAUGGCACACAUCACGGGUGGCGGCCUCCUCGAAAACAUCCCGCGCAUGCUCCCCAAGACACUGGCAGCCGAACUCGACGCAAAGACGUGGCCUGUGCCGUCCGUGUUCAAGUGGCUGAAGGAGGCGGGGAGACUUGAGCACAGCGAGUUUGCACGAACGUUCAACACGGGACUCGGCAUGGUGCUGGUGGUCAGUCGCGACGAGGUGCAGUCGGCCACGGAGAUUCUGCAGGAGCACGGCGAGCAGGUGUUUACUGUUGGGCGGCUGGUGGCACGAGCAGACAAGGACGAGGAGUGCGUGGUGAACAACAUGGACGUGUGGGGGUGAGGCGCGUCUGGUCAGCGAGAAGGCAUUUCGUUGCGAUGUGACUUGACGGCUGCCUGCUUUUUUUCCUUUGAUAUCCGCACCUAGACUUGAAACGAAGGUAUCGAUACAUGACAUGCACCAGCGUGAGCCACGAUGCAGGCUCGAGGCUAGAAAGCCGCACAUGCUUCUAGUCUCUGCGCGAGUGUCUACGUACAUGCACGCGCAUGCAGGCCGGGGGUGGUCGCGAUAGCAUGGCGUGGUUUCUGUGGAGAGGGGACGUGUUGGGGACGUGUUGGCUGGACGCUACCUGGGCAGCGUGCGUGUGUGGAGGCUGAGACACGACAAAUGAGGGUGGCAUGCGCGCUGGGGCGGGCGGUUUUGUUGGGACA